Molecule: messenger RNA, 2293 nt
Organism: Talaromyces proteolyticus
Lineage: Eukaryota; Fungi; Ascomycota; Eurotiomycetes; Eurotiales; Trichocomaceae
Exons: 6
Coding region: 175-1995 (606 amino acids)
Biological process (GO): regulation of DNA-templated transcription
Cellular component (GO): nucleus
Molecular function (GO): transcription cis-regulatory region binding; DNA-binding transcription factor activity, RNA polymerase II-specific; zinc ion binding
Source: RefSeq, a predicted model, not a curated record
UCCGUCAAUCAUUGAGGGCAUGCGUUUAUUUAACAGUGCCUAAACAAGUACAAUUCGCAGCCGUAACUCUGCGAAUCGGUAAUUUGGCUAUUUUCAAUAGGACCGAAUAUAUCAUCCUUGAAAUCAACGCCCGCGAGGCUGAAUAUAGAGGUUAAAACGAACCUGAAUAUCCUUAUGGAUUCCGACUCCGACGCUGUGGCUAAAAGAGCUUGCAAUGCUUGCAGAGCAAAGAAAACUCGAUGUGUAGCAAGCCGAGACGUGCCAGGCGUCUGCAAAAGAUGUCAGCAAAAGAAAGUUGAAUGUGUCACUCGCGCUUUAAAGCCUGCAGCACGCAGGGAUCGACUUUAUAAUCGAAUAGCUCAUCUCGAGAAAGAGAUGGAAAAUGUGAAGAGUCGCCUACCAGCGGAGCAGUUACAACAUCCUCCCCCAGCAGCCUCCCAACAGUCCGAAAUUUCCAUCACGCCACCCAUCUCCCGGAUACAUGCCCAAGAUUCCCAAAAUAGUAAUAAUCAUACAUCGAGCAUUCAGCUCCAGCCGGAUGUCCUUACUAAACAAGCACUUACUCUAGAGCAGGCCGACUUGUAUUUGAAUCGUUUUAGGAAGAUGUCCCAAUUUUGCCCUUAUGUUGUUCUGCCAGAGAAUGCCACAAUCGCUGAUCUUCGUCUCAGCAACCCCUUCCUUCUUUUGGCCAUUUUAGCCUCUGCUUCUACACCUGACAGGCCCCUUCAGGUAUGGCUUAGCCAUGAAUUUCUUCAACAAUUAAGCGAAACCUAUGUCGUUAAAGGAGAAAAAAGUCUCGACAUGCUGCAAGGUCUUUUAGUAUACGUGACUUGGUACCAUCUUCAUUUCAAAUCGAUAAAUCGACUUCUUGCCAUUGCUGUGUCCAUAGCCAUUGAGCUUGGAAUUAAUAGACGUCCCCUUGUAAAUGAAAAAGAACAAGUCGCCGUGAAAUUUUCAUCCACAUUGAGUCACGGACUGAGAAAUUCUGGUCCUGAUUUUUGGAGUCUUGAGGCAAGACGGGCUUUUAUUGGAUGCUACGUAUUAUCCUUAAUGUAUUCCAGUUUGCAAAGAAAAGUAAAUACUAUGAAAUAUACAAGCUAUCUCGAAGAUUGUGCAGUUUCUAUUGCAACCGAAUAUCAAGUCUUGUCAGAUCUGACUCUUCCUCAUUACCUUCGAAUCGCCCGGUACUUUGAGCUCGUCGGAGACGCGUUCGGCUAUAACCUCCCAAAUAACAACCAAGAUAAACUCUCCGAAGAGACGAUACAAUUCUAUAUUCGAUCUUUCGACAGCCAACUGCAGGAACUAGUCAAGUCAGCAACCCAACCAAUGAAUACAAUUUUGACUCUCUGGCACCGCGUGGCGGAUAUAUACACGCACGAGAUUGGACUAUAUGGCAUAGUCGAGUCCAAUAUUUCAAUAAAACAGACCGAAAUUCUAUUCAACUGCACCACUGCGGCACACAAGUUUCUGGAUUCAGUUCUCAUCGCAACCAAGAAAGACGUGGAUUACUGGCCCACGUUUCUGCUCUCCCAAAUCCAUUACACAGUAACCAUCGUCACCAAACUCACACUGGGGGUUAGAUCACCUACUUGGAAUGCGGCAGAAGUUCGAAAUAUUAUUAAAUUAGAGUUAUAUAUCAACGAAAUCUGUCACUCUUUAUUGCCAUCUUCGCAUGAGCCGUCACACCAGCUGCCGCAGCAAAUACGUGCGCAAAACGAUCCUCUCUAUGAGUGGCAGGAAUUCAUUACUUCCCAGUGGCACAUCGCUAAAGCUCGGUAUAGUGAGGGGCUCAAAGAUCUUGGUAUCUUGAUCGCUGAACCGUCAUCUACAGAGCCGUCCUCGCUGACACAGGCAUAUUCUACUGCCGAUGAGCAAUACUUGUCAAGGAUUCCUCAGAUGGGUAUAUCGGCUUCUACAGAUAUAGAUAUUGUGGAUUUUCUAGCAGCAGAUAAUUUAUGGUUCAUGCCCAAUAGUUCGAUUGAUGGGCUUCUAUGACUCCUAUGUAUUUACUGCUAUAUAGUUAGGAACAAAGAUAUGAAAUAUUAUCUGGAAGCUUUAUCUAGGUUAGUAACAAAAAAGGCCACAUAUAUAUAUACAACCGAUCAAUGAUCAAUAUGGACAGUCGAACUCCCAAUGAGAAAUCCAGGAGUAAUAGGCUGGAUGUCGAGGACAUAUUCGGUCAGAAGUUGACUUAUGCAGCCUUGACUAACAUAGGGCUCGUCAUACGACAUCUGGACCUGCUUGACGCUAGAAUUUCUGCCACUGUGACUAAUGCUUAGCAGGGUAAGCUGUC